This is a messenger RNA of Tigriopus californicus, 940 nucleotides long. RefSeq names its product basic phospholipase A2 acanthin-1-like. The record is from RefSeq and is a predicted model, not a curated record. Lineage: Eukaryota; Metazoa; Arthropoda; Copepoda; Harpacticoida; Harpacticidae. Gene Ontology annotation, biological process: arachidonate secretion; lipid catabolic process; phospholipid metabolic process. Gene Ontology annotation, molecular function: calcium ion binding; phospholipid binding. The transcript is spliced from 2 exons. The coding region runs from base 323 to 817 and encodes 164 amino acids.
UUUCUUCUCUGCUUUUGGCUCUUAAACAAAAAGCUCGUAAAUCAAUAGAUUACCCAAAAAGGAGGCGUGCUCGAGGUUGACCAAGAAGGCAAUUUUGCAGUGGCCAAACUCGAGUUUAUCAUUUCUUCUCACGGUGCACUUCCAUUUGUCCAAUAUGGAAGACUGAAACGCAAUGCAUCACACGCACACGCCACUUUCUUUUGAGUAAGUAGAUUCUUACCAAACCCAAGACCGACAAACCGGAUUUGAAAAUCCAAACAAAGCACCUACUGCGUUCGAAAAAGUCUUCAGUCUAGCUCUAUUGUUCAUCAUAUUCAACACGAUGAAGAGUUUCUUGCCCAUCCUAUUGUAUCUGGUUCAAACUGACCCAGGCUCUACCAAUCCUCGAUUCAAACGCUCUGUGGGACAAUUCGGAGAUAUGAUCAGAUAUGCAACUGGCCGAGAGGCUUUGUUAUACAACGAGUACGGAAAUCAUUGUGGAUUUCAAGGCGCUCAAGAACUUCCGUUUGUGGAUGAAGUGGAUCGUUGUUGUUACGACCACGAUCGUUGUUAUGAGAGACUUCGACAAGAUCAAUGCUCAAGUUCAUGGCUUGGGCCGGGUUGGGUGUUUUACGAUUGGGAAUGGGACAACACCAGGAUUUAUUGCCGGGAUGAGGAGACUUCCUGUGAUUUCCACGCAUGUCUUUGUGAUAAAGUUGCGGCCCAAUGCUUUGCCCAAAAUCCAUGGAACCAGACCAAUAAACGUGGAAGUGGAUACGAUCGGUUCGCAGAUCUACGAUGGAAUGCUUUUAAAGUGUUUGGGACUUGGUUCCCUUGAUGAAAUAUAUACACGAAAACGAUUUGCCGCCAGAGGGAGUGUUCCAACGUUUAUGGAUCAUUUUGGAAAAGGGACAUGGAACAUUGGGCACCAUCUGACGAUGAAUCAGGAAGAUUUCCAGGA